Messenger RNA from Eufriesea mexicana, 5097 nucleotides. Its product is annotated as NACHT and WD repeat domain-containing protein 2. The coding region runs from base 1 to 5097 and encodes 1698 amino acids. The record is from RefSeq and is a predicted model, not a curated record. Gene Ontology annotation, molecular function: protein binding. The transcript has 26 exons. Lineage: Eukaryota; Metazoa; Arthropoda; Insecta; Hymenoptera; Apidae.
AUGGACGAAAGUACCAUUGACUCGAUCUUCGCGGGAUCUUUGAAGUCUCUGCCAGCUGUUAGCUCGAAAAUCGUCAGGAUAUUUACGAGUUCUACUUUCACUGAUACGACGAUGGAGCGAAACACGUUAAUGGCGCAAUGUUAUCCUAAGCUUAAGGAUUAUUGCAGAGAGAAGCAUGGAUUAGAGUUCCAGGUGGUUGAUAUGAGAUGGGGUGUACGAGACGAGGCCACCGACGAUCAUAUGACCACAGAACUAUGUAUGAGGGAGAUAGAAAAUUGCCAGAGGCUCUCGAUGGGUCCGAAUUUCGUGGUAUUCCUUGGUCAGAAGUACGGUUAUCGUCCUAUUCCAACGUAUGUUCUUAGCUCGGAAUUAGAGAUGCUGAGGACGGAACUGGAAGGCCAAGGAAUGGAUGUCGGUCUCUUGGAUAAAUGGUACAAAAAGGACAGCAACGCAGUUCCACCAACCAGUAUCUUGCAACCAAUAUCGUCGAUUUUGAAAAAUUUUAACAAUAAAAGGAUACCAAAGCUGCAGCAAGAGGACCAGGCCAUUUGGUGGGACACCAUGGUGAAGAUGCAAAAGUUGUUUCGAAAAGGAGCACAGUCUCUGUUCAACAAUGGGAAAUUUGACAAAGACACUAUGCAUAAUUAUUUCAUGUCAGUCACUGAAAGGGAAGUGAUCAAUGGUAUCUUGAAUGUGAAAAAUACUAAAAAUCAUUGCCUGGCAUACAUACGAUACAUAAACAACAUCAAUCUACAAAAUUUGAGAAAAGCAAGCUUAUUCUUGGAUAUCGCUAAUAGAAGCUUAGAUAACGAAGCUUCCAAGCUGUUAGCGAACUUGAGAGAUGAAAGACUUCCAGAUAAGAUCGAGACUACAAACCUGCAAAGAUACACGGUAGAAUGGAUCGGUCGAGAAGGUCUGGAUCCAGAGACUCACAGCGAGUACCUUCAGCACUUUAUAACUCAUUUCUAUCGAAACAUAGUGAAGUUGGUAGAUCGUGCUAUGAGGAAGGAAGACAGUUCGGCACAGGGACAGAUCAUAACGGAGAUUUUGCAACAUUUACAUGCCUGUAACAACUCGGUGAAGGUGUUUUAUGGACGAGAAGAUACCUUGGAAAGAAUUAAGGAGUAUAUGCUAGGUGACAGCGACAAGCCUUUGGUAUUGUACGGAGAGGGCGGAUGUGGGAAGACGUCUUUGCUAGCAAAGAGUGCAGGAUUGACGAGCAGCAUGUGGCUGACUGGGAAAAAACCAAUCAACAUAAUUCGAUUUCUUGGCACCACGCCAGACAGCAGUGCACUGACACCUACGUUAAUUUCCAUUUGUCAACAGAUCUCUUAUAACUUCAUGUUGCCGUUCGAUGAGAUUCCUGAUGACUUGGUACCCCUGACUGCUUACUUCAAAUACUUGUUAACUUUAGCAACGACUGAACAGCCGAUUUUAUUAUUCCUGGACAGCGUGGAUCAAUUAACUGGAGUACAAGGGAAUAAAUUGUCAUGGCUGCCUACUAGGCUUCCAGUGAAUUGUAAGAUGAUUUUGUCCUGUGCCGCUGAGGAAUCGAAUCCCGUGAUCUCUCGAGAUUAUCAGUUACUGAGGAGGAUGAUAGAUACCGAAGAAAACUUCAUCGAAGUCGUUGCUCUCGGCGAAGAUCUUGCCAUGGAAGUGAUAAGGAUGUGGAUGAAAACAGCCCAUAGAGAUCUGAACAAUUAUCAAUGGCGUCUUGUGGCAAAUGCCAUAUCCAAGUGCUCCUUACCGAUCUUUGUGAAACUGGUGUUCGCAGAAAUCUGCAGAUGGAGGAGCUAUACAAAGCCAGCGGAUACUCAUUUAACGUGCACUGUGAUGGACAGUAUUAUGAUGCUUUUCGAAAGAAUCGAAAAGCAACAUGGAAAAAUCCUGGUGUUCCAUGCACUGGCUUACAUCACUGCUGCUAAAUCAGGCUUGUCAGAGUCUGAACUCGAAGAUUUGAUUUCGUUGGACGACAAGGUGCUGGAUGAUGUGUACCAGUACCAUUUACCUCCAGUAAGGAGAAUUCCCCCUUUGCUCUGGACCAGGAUACGCAACGAUUUGCCUAAUUAUUUGAGCGAAAGGGAGGCAGAUGGUGUCAGUGUUCUUAACUGGUACCACAGACAAUUCAGAGACACGGCUAAGGAAAGAUAUUUUAAGAAUAUGAACAUGGCCAUGUAUUUUCAUUCCAUGAUCGCUGAUUAUUAUCUUGGCAUCUGGGGAGGUGGACGACCCAAACCGUUCAAAUAUACUGAGAUUCAGAGACAUAGGUUUAAUUUGGCAGACAAAGAAGGAGUGGCAGACAGAAAAGUACCCGAGCAACCUCUAGCAUUUUACUCAAAAGAUGGAAAGAUCACUAGAUAUAAUUUAAGAAAGUUCGGUGAGCUACCCUUUCAUCUAGUCAGAUCACGACGUUUCAACGACCUGUUUGAAAAUGUUUUGUUCAACUAUGAAUGGCUUCAUGCCAAACUGAGUUCUUGUCCACUGCAAUCAGUGCUCUCGGAUUUCGAAGACGCGUGUAGUUUCAUUGAUAAUCAGAACAUCGUGAGAGAGCUCAUGCUGGUUGCGGAUGCACUCAGGUUAGGCGGUGCAAUUUUGGGUUCUCAUCCAGACAUGCUUGCACCUCAGCUAAUAGGUCGAUUAUUGCCAGAAAUCGGAGGGAACGUGAACGUGAAAAUGCUGCUUCGAGCGUGCGAUAACGACGGUGUCAAGGAUUGCUCCCUGCUUCCAGUUUAUCAUUGCCUGCAUACACCUGGAGGACCAUUGAAAUAUUCGCUGGAGGGUCAUCAAUUUGCCGUAUUUGGCUUUUGUCUAACGUCGGAUUAUCGGUAUGUGGUCUCGAUAUCCAAUCGGUUUAUCACCUGGGAUCUCAGUACCAGUGACAUGACCAGGGACGUAAAUCCCGGUGUGGAGGGAAUUAUGCAACAUCUAGUUCUGAGUCCAGACAACAGAUACGCCGCUGCGUUUACAACCAAUAAUCAGGGCGUCGUGUUGAAUACCCUGACUAGCGAAUUUGUCAUCAUUGACAAUCCAUUUCCAAACGAAGAUCCAGUGUACGGAGUGCACAUGACGAAUCAAUUCUUCUUCGUCUAUGGUAAAUUAGGCUGGUGCAGGUUCGAUUUGCGAGGGAACUUGAUGGAUACCCACACCAAUCCAGAGGAUUCUAACAAGUGGCCAAUUCUAUGCGUGGAGCACACGAGUUUAGAUAAUUAUAUAAUAGUGUUCUGGUCUGGUAACAUAGAAGAUACCGGUAUGCUGUUGCACACAUAUAGAAAGAAGGGAUCACUGGAUCCCUUGCAUUUCCACAGCGUCAUGGUAAUGACCAGUGACAAACAAACCCUAUACGUCUGCACUACCAAAGACGACUAUCGGGUCACGAAGUACAUCAGUGACGAAACGUCCUCCGAAUGGGAGAAAGCUUUCGAUAUGCCCAGAGCUUACAACGAUGACGUCGAGUACUUGUUGCAAUUGAAACUGGACAGGGAAGAGGAGAUGCUUCUAGCCACGUGUGCCAAUGGUUUCGUUGUCUGGUUCUUAGAGAGUAAGAGCGAUGCAUACGUCUUAAUGUUGCCCAAUGGGGUUCGAAACAUCAGCACGAAGAUGAUGUGCUCCAAUUCGAUCAUGGUCAGUGGCACUAAGAAUUACGCUGUUGCUGGUGUAAGGAAGAACUUAUACGUUUGGAAAUUGGAAACAACCGAGUUGGUGAAGAUACUGGAUGCCCACUUUGCGAGGAUCAUUCAGUUGGAGGCAUUGACUAUCGGUAACUGGAAUAGCGUGGUAACAUCGAGUAUCGACAGAAGCGUCAAAGUAUGGAAUAUAAAUAAUAUCUUUGAGCAAGUCCAUGUAAUAGACAGGCACGAGUUGCAGAUCGAUAUGAUAAGCUUGGCAGAGGAAUGCAAUUUGGCGGUAACUGUGACGAGAGACUGUGUUGGAAUUUGGGACUUACAAACCGGUAGACUGAUCUCAAAGUUGGCCGACAGUCCUUUGGGAGCAAUUGUCACCCACGCUUGUAUAACUCAUGAUGGAAAAUAUAUCGUCUCGACGGAGUCAGGUAAUGUAUUGAUAUGGAACAGGAUCACGGAACAGGUGUUGUUCAAAGAGGAACAACAGCACGUGAGACAACUGACGUUGGUCGAAAAUUCGUCUAAAUUCAUAACCGUUUCGAGGCCCAAAAACCCCGCUGGGGUAGAAAGCAUGAAGACCACUGCUACACUUUUCAUGAGAUCUAUUCCUGAUAGGAAAACAUCGUUUACAUUGGAAUACUUGGUCAGAAGUCACACUGGUACGCCAUUUCGAAAUGUUGUGAUGACUUCUGACAAUUCUUUCCUGAUUGCUCCAGCAGCUGAUAAGGGUAACAGGGAUUGCGUUAUCAUUUAUAAUGCAAAUACGGGAACGUUAAUAAGUAAAAUUCCAGUAAAAUUACCGGGGUUUAAAGAUAUUUUAUGUAUCACUCCUAUGCCGAAUAAACCACAUUGGAUAGGAAUUAUUGGGUCUGAUAAGGGUACCAUUUUGGAUAUAAAUAAAAAGAAGAUUGUCCGUACAAUCCCCAAAUGGAGUGGAAAUAUCAGUAAAGAUGGAAAAUAUACUUUAUAUGCACCCAGCAGAGGUGGUUUAGAACUUUUGGAAUUAAAGAAAGGUACCACUGUAAAGAUCUAUAUUCCAAAGGUAGCAGAGGGUGUUUUUACUGUAAUAUCUAUGUUUAACCGCACCGAUGAAUAUGUCCUUUAUUAUCAUAGUGGAAGAAAAACUAUACGUGUAUUUAGAUCAUCAGAUUGUGAGAUCAUAGCAAAUUAUAGAGUUCAAGCAGAACUGAGUGCCAUCGAUAGCACUUAUGAUGGCAAAAGCAUAGUGCUAGGAACGGUUGAUGGUUGUGUAUCUGUUUUAGCUAUAGCAGAUCCCAAAAAAGAAAAUAUGAAAGAAUAUGUUGCAAACUUACCAUCGCGUGAUGAAGAUUGGAAAAGAAAAACUGAAAAGCAACGAGUGGCUAUUAAAUUUAAAGCCGCUGCUCGAAUUGCACGUGUAACGCAUGAUUUAAGUACAAUUAUACGAAAUACAAAUAUUGCAGAAACGAUUGAAGAAUUAGAUGAAAAUGUAGAAUAA